AUGUCAGCACACGAAUGGCAAGCACCGGGACCAGGUGACAAAAGGUCGGCAUGUCCCGCGUUAAAUACUUUAGCUAAUCAUGGAUAUUUGCCUCGAGAUGGUGAUAACAUUACAUCUCAACAAUUAAUUAAAGCACUUCAAGAUGCAUAUAAUCUAUCAGGUGUUCUUGCUACUGUUUCCACAUAUAAUGCUGUGGUUACGAAUGGAUUAUUAUUUCAAAAGACAUA
Molecule: messenger RNA, 227 nt
Organism: Racocetra persica
Lineage: Eukaryota; Fungi; Glomeromycota; Glomeromycetes; Diversisporales; Gigasporaceae
Source: the annotation of a GenBank genome assembly